AUGGCCCGCCGCCGCCUCGCGUCCCCCGUCUUGCCGUUCCCGGAGCCAGUGCCGCCACUGGACAACGACGAUCUCCUCCGCGAGAUCCUGCUCCUCCUGCCUCCGCAGCCGUCCUCCCUCCUCCGCGCCUCCGUCGUCUGCAACCGCUGGCGCCGCCUUGUCUCCGACCCCGGCUUCCUCCGCCGAUUCCGCGCGCACCACCGUAAGCCCUCGCUCCUUGGCUUAUUCUCCUUCGAUGGCGAUGAAAUUUAUCCCUUCAUCCCGACGCUGGGCCCGCCCGACCGCAUCCCGGCCGCGCGAUUCUCCCUGGCGCGGCGCCGCCGCCGCGAGAGCUGGCACUUCGUGGAAUGCCGCCACGGCCUCGCCCUUUUCCUCAACAGGAUACGCCCCGAGGCCGUCAUCUGGAACCCCAUCUCCGGUCGCUGGCGCCGAGUAACUUUUCCACCAGAGUUUGGCGACGCUAGAGAGAGGGACAUCCUAUGCGCCGCGGUGCUCUGCGCUGCCGGUGAUGACGACGAUGGCCAUGUGCACGGUGACUGCGACCUGAACUCUUUUAAACUGGCCUUGGCGCGCCGUGGCGAACAAGCCCGCACACUUGUGUUCGCUUGCCUCUACGAAUCCAAGUCUGGCGAAUGGGGAAAUGUUAUCUCAACAACGACCACGGCUCUUUUUGUUUGGAGAAAGCCCAGCGUCCUUGUCGGGAAUGCACUUUGCUGGUUGCUCAGUGGAGGAGGAAAUGAAGGUGACAUCCUUGAGCUUGAUUUUGAAAUGCAGAAGCUUGUUGUAAUAGCUCGUCCUUACAUUGCUGGAGCAACAGCAUCCAGUGAUCUUUGGUUUGUGGUUGUUGUAAUGGCAUUGGUGUGCUUAACAGUUGCCUAA
This is a messenger RNA of Triticum dicoccoides, 879 nucleotides long. RefSeq lists its product as uncharacterized. Gene Ontology annotation, molecular function: protein binding. NCBI's taxonomy places the organism in Eukaryota, Viridiplantae, Streptophyta, Magnoliopsida, Poales, Poaceae. The transcript has 2 exons. Bases 1 to 879 code for a protein of 292 amino acids. The record is from RefSeq and is a predicted model, not a curated record.